AUAAUUUAAUUUAGUUUUGUACAGUUUUGUUUUACAUCGUGUUUGUGUGUGAUUGUGUUCGUUUCGUGCUAUAUCAUCAUGAGUAAUUACGAAGAUGAUCAAAGUGAAGAUGGAGAAUUAGCACGCAGUCCAGUUCAAGAAGAAAUGGACUUCAGCUUAUCUGAUGAAGAUCGUGAUAAUGCUGAUUCUUUAGUCAUUAAACCACCCCAAGCAGUAAUUCGCCCUUCACACCGAGAUAAGCGGAGUCAUAAGAGACCUAUGAAAGAAAGAUAUAAAGACAGUGCACGAAAAGAGAAGAAACAUAUGUACAGGGAACGUGAUAAGUCUGACAAAUCAAAGAGAGACAUUGCUAAAAACUCUGAUCGUGAAGAUAUUGCCAAAGAUUAUUACCGGGAUAAACAAUAUUAUAGAGAGAAAGAAGCAUACAGGGAGAAGGAUGCAUAUAGAGACAAAGAAUUGUACAGAGAAAAAGAAGCUUAUGCUAGAGACAAGGAAGCAUAUAAUAGGGAUAAAGAUUAUAAUCGAGAAAAGGAUGCUUUUAAUAGGGAUAAAGAAAUGUACAGAGAAAAAGAAGUUUACAGAGAAAAAGAACUUUAUAGGGACAAAGAUGUAUUCAGAGAUAAGGAAAUAAGAGAAAAGGAACUAUAUCGGGAAAGAGAAGUAAGGGAAAAGGAAGCCUACAAAGAAAAAGAGAUGUAUAGAGAAAAGGACAACUACAGGGAUAGAGAACACUACAAGGAAAUAUAUAGAGAUACAACCUUCAGAGAUACUGCUCGUCCACGAGAGGCGUACAGAGAUAAAGAAGUGUAUAAAGAAAAGGAAGUCCAAAGAGAUCGUGAAAUAUUUAUGAGCAGGGAGAGACAGUAUAAAUAUACUGAAGGUGAUCGCAAACGAGUUGAAAAUGAGAAAAUAGAAUCAAGAUUGCGGUCAUUAGCUGGAGACAGUCAAACUGAUCAUUAUAACGAAAAGGAAAAUAGAGAUAGAACAUCUGGAGAUAAAGAGUUAGAAGACUUAAGAUCGAGGUUGCUUAGCAAAAGGAUAUCUAAAGAAUUACAGACUCAAGAUAAAAAAUAUGAUGAUCGAAGUUCAAAAGCGGAUCGCCAUGCAACUUUGGAUAAGCACCAACAAGAAAGAAGGAAAAAGUUAUUGGAAGCAGAAAGAGAGAUGGAGAAAAGGAAACAUGAAUCCCGAAAUGAACUGGAAGCUAGGCGUGAAGAAAGGCGACGUCGGGGCAGGAAACGGUCAGCAUCCUCCGAAGAUAUAUCUCACAAAAAAUCAAGAAACACCCAAUCUCCAAAUUAUGGUGACUCUGUAGUAACAGUUUCUGAUGCAAGUGAUGUUGAUAUGAAAAGUGAAUCGCCACAUUCCGAACCUGAAGAUGGUGAACAUUCUAACAGUGACACUGAAGAUGAGAGUAUGAGCACAGAAUCUGAUUCUGAGGCUAAUUCAAAAUCGGAAGAUGAUGACAAUGAAGAAAAUAAAGAUGAAGUGAAGUCUGAUAAGGAGGAGUUCAAAGAACGGGCUAUUGAGAAAUCAAUGCCCAAAUCAAAAUCACCUACCCCAAAGUCAACACGUAGAACACCAUCCUCACAUGGAUCAAGAAGAAGUCUUUCUAGAUCAAAAAGUAGGAGCAGAUCACAUUCAUUUUCACCGCCGCCGCCAGGGGAGAACGGUAAUACAACUGUGGAAGAAGAAAAGUCUAAAGAAGAGGAAGGUGAAGCUAAACUAAGAGAAGAAGCAAUCAAUGCUCUUCCACCUUAUUAUCCAGCCCUGCAGGGUUGUCGGUCAGUUGAGGAAUUUCAAUGUCUGAAUAGAAUAGAGGAAGGCACAUACGGAGUUGUUUACAGAGCUCGUGAUAAAACUACAGAGGAAAUUGUAGCUUUGAAACGGCUCAAAAUGGAAAAGGAAAAGGAGGGAUUCCCCAUCACAUCACUGAGAGAGAUUAAUACCCUGUUGAAGGGCCAGCAUCCGAACAUCGUGACGGUGCGAGAGAUAGUGGUGGGCUCCAACAUGGACAAGAUAUUUAUCGUCAUGGAUUAUGUUGAGCACGACCUCAAGAGCCUUAUGGAGACGAUGAGAGGAAAGAAACAAGUUUUCCUUCCAGGUGAAGUGAAAUGCUUGAUGACCCAGUUACUAAAGGCUGUACAUCAUCUUCAUGACAAUUGGAUAUUACACAGAGAUUUGAAGACGAGUAAUCUACUGUUGUCACACAAAGGUAUUUUAAAGGUUGGUGAUUUCGGUCUGGCAAGAGAGUAUGGGUCGCCUCUACGUCAGUACACACCCGUAGUGGUAACGCUAUGGUACCGCGCUCCAGAGCUGUUGCUUUGCAGCAAGGAAUAUUCCACACCUAUUGACAUGUGGAGUGUAGGCUGCAUCUUUGGAGAGUUCGUGUCCAUGAAUCCGCUGUUCCCCGGAAAGUCGGAAGUAGAUCAAUUGAAUCGAAUAUUUAAGGAUCUCGGCACACCCUCGGAGUCAAUCUGGCCGGGGUACAGCGAGCUACCUGCUGUGCAGAAGAUGACUUUUGCAGAGCAUCCAUCUGGUGGCCUAAAGCAACGAAUAGGUUCCGAUCUACUCUCCGAGGCGGGGCAGUCGCUGCUCAACGGGUUCCUCACGUACAACCCCGAGAAACGACUCACUGCCGACGCCGCGCUUGACCACACCUACUUCAAGGAGCAUCCGGUAGCGAUAGACCCCGCCAUGUUCCCGACGUGGCCCGCCAAGUCGGAAGGCAAUCGUCGCACAACGCACAGCCCUAGGCCUCCCGCGGGCGGGGCUGCGUACGCUCAAUAUGCCCGCGCAGAUUCGGACGAGGCGCUCGGAUUCCAACUACAACAGAGAUCGUUGAACGUAGCGCCAGGCUUUUCGCUCAAAUUCUAGUACACACCACGAGAAUCCCCCCGAUGUGACCCCACAGAACGCCCCCACUGAAGUGCGGCCAACUAAAGAAUGCGAUCCUGACAGUAUCAUUCAUCAUCAGCAUCAUUAAUGUCCCCACUGCUGGGGCACAGGCCUUCCCUAUGGAUGGAAUGGGGUAAUUGGGCCAUGACCCACCACGCGGGCCCAGUGCGGAUUGGCGGGUGCUAACGACUGCAGAUGCAGCCGGGACCAACGGCUUAACGUGCCUUCCGAAGCACGGAGGAGCUCGAGAUAGUAAAUUUUUUGUCACCCAUCUAAUGACCGACCACUGCGAAAAUUGCUUAACUUCAACGAUCGCAGCUGAACGCGCCAAUCACUUGCGCCAUCGAGCUCCUCAUCAGUACCAUAGCACGAACCAAUAUCGAAUUCGAAUAGUUGAAUUCGAUCUUGAUACGUAUCAAUUGUCAAGAAGUUUUUGUAUGGAAAUCGGAGUAGCUAUCGACGUGAAAUUGGCGGAAUUGCGGGUAAAUCCCAUUUGAGCCAUUAAAAAAGAAAGAUAAGAAAGAAGAAUUCCAUAUUGGAUCGUGCUAAGUGUACAGGUCGUGUCAGUUCCUCAAGUUAAUAUUCUCAUAUAUCAUAUAAAUUUCGAUCUAGUAAAAAAGAGGUCCGAAAACAUCCUUUCGCCAUAAGAACUAACACGACAUAUCAGGAUCACUUUUAUUCGUUGGCCGCACUAUAGAGACCGCAUAUAUGGGCAUCCGCUUAUGCCAAGUUUAAGCGUAUGUCACGCCUCCAAACGUGACGAUACAUCGUUUCACCAAUUAUGCGACAAUGCGUCUCUCUCUCUCCGCAUGCCCCAAAUUUGGCGAUUCCGGUUUUAAACAAAAAUUUAGUAAUUCGGACUUAGUGGAGGUGCUCCGUGACCCCAACUUUUACAGCAGCGUGCACCUUAUAGAAAGAAAAUGAAGUCUUGAUCGUACAAGACAGAAUGCAAGAUUUUAGUGAGUUUUUAAACUCAUUUAUUUUUACUUACCUCGUGCAGGACACAACUCCUUUCACACAAACUAUGAUGUUGAGUUAACGUGUUUUUUCAUUUGUAGUAUUUUGAUAUAUAUUUUGUUAACAUCAUAGCCUUUUUGUCAUUUUGUAGUAACUAUUAUACGCAACGAAUUAGUAAAGUAAUAUGGAAGCAUUACUCCCUAACAAAGGCCUAACAGAGUUCCAAACCCUUCAACUGAACUUCAAUGCUAAAACACGGCACACAACCAAAACAAAAUAUUUUGUCAAAUCAAAUAUCUGCCAAUGAAUAGGGAAAAUUUUAUGAUUAAAAUGUUCAAAAAAUAUAAAAGAAAGGCCACUGCA
Molecule: messenger RNA, 4218 nt
Organism: Chilo suppressalis (striped riceborer)
Lineage: Eukaryota; Metazoa; Arthropoda; Insecta; Lepidoptera; Crambidae
Source: the annotation of a GenBank genome assembly